Nematolebias whitei (Rio pearlfish) is the source of this 703-nucleotide messenger RNA. RefSeq names its product late endosomal/lysosomal adaptor, MAPK and MTOR activator 3 (gene lamtor3). The coding region runs from base 137 to 511 and encodes 124 amino acids. Gene Ontology annotation, cellular component: Ragulator complex. The transcript is spliced from 7 exons. Lineage: Eukaryota; Metazoa; Chordata; Actinopteri; Cyprinodontiformes; Rivulidae. The record is from RefSeq and is a predicted model, not a curated record. Gene Ontology annotation, biological process: cellular response to amino acid stimulus; positive regulation of TOR signaling.
UUGGAAACCGGAAGUACGUUCAGAAUGUCAUGUGAUUUUUAGCUUGCAGCUCUAACUUAGCAUGUAGCGCACAUCAGCUGGUUUUAAAGCAAUUUUAAGACGCCAUUCAGAGACAGUUACUGAUAUUAUUACCGUUAUGGCAGAUGAUUUAAAGAGAUUCCUGUACAAGCAGUUGCAGAGUGUUGAAGGUCUUCAUGCUGUUGUGGUGACUGACAGAGACGGCGUUCCAGUUAUUAAAGUUGCCAAUGACAACGCCCCGGUCCACGCUCUGAGACCUGGCUUUCUGUCUACCUUCGCUCUGGCCACAGAUCAGGGCAGCAAACUUGGCCUUUCCAAGAACAAGAGCAUCAUCUGCUACUACAACUCCUACCAGAUCGUGCAGUUCAAUCGUCUCCCUCUGGUCAUCAGCUUCAUCGCCAGCAGCAGCGCCAACACAGGUCUCAUUAUGAGUCUGGAGAAGGAGUUGGCUCCACUAAUAGAAGACCUGAGACAGGUUGUGGAGGUGACAUAAGCUAAGAUUUACCAGACAACCUGCUGCGAUGCGUUCACGUCCCGUUUGAAAACCUGACCGCUGUUUGCUUUCGUGUGGACCAGUUUCUUACUCGCAAUGAAACUUUGCUGUAAACUUUCGCUCAGUCGACUUUGCUUUCCAACAUUUCCGUGGCGUUAAAAUCAAAAUAAAGAUUUGAAUUUUGACAACGAA